Messenger RNA from Aspergillus puulaauensis, 993 nucleotides. Its product is annotated as NmrA/HSCARG family protein. The record is from RefSeq and is a predicted model, not a curated record. NCBI's taxonomy places the organism in Eukaryota, Fungi, Ascomycota, Eurotiomycetes, Eurotiales, Aspergillaceae. The transcript has 5 exons. Bases 1 to 993 code for a protein of 330 amino acids.
AUGAAGGAAAUAGCAGUCCUCGGCGCAACCGGAAACCAAGGCGGAGGCGUCGUGCGAGCACUCCUAGAGAAGACCUCGCCGGCAUUCACCGUCCGCGCCAUCACCCGCGAUGUGUCGUUGUCUGGGGCAUCAACGCUGCGUGAGAGAUACGGGGAAACAAAUCGCCUAACAUUCGCAGCAGCAGAUGUCUAUGACAAGGCGUCUUUGGUUAAAGCGUUUGAGGGUGUUUAUGGCGUGUUCGCUGUGACGAAUAACAGACUCCCCGGGAAGAAGAUCGAGACGGAGGCUGAUAUGGCUCAUGAGCUUGAUGCUGGGAGGAAUAUUGUCGAUGCUGCCAAAGAAUGCGGCGUCCAGCAUUUCGUCCUGAGCAGUUUGCCGAAUAUCAAGCAGGCGAGCAAUGGCCGAUUCACCAAGGUCUUCCAUUUCGACAAUAAGAAUCAGAUCGAACAGUGGGCGAAGAAUGAACUCCCGGCUGUGACUGCAUUGCAUCCUGGUCUGUUCUAUACAAACAUGCAGUGGCCGCAAUACUGCAGGCGCAACGCCGACGGCACAAUCCGAUUCUGUCCCCCAGUAGACGGCAACAAACUCAUCGACUGGGUCGAUCCAACCUACGACAUUGGCGUCUACGCAGCCGAAAUACUUGCUCUGGGCCCAUCCAAAACCGCCUCAAAGACAUACCCCGUAGUCUCGCCCAAAUUCCCCUCAACCGAGUUCCCGACGGUUUUCACCCGCGUAACCGCACAACCGGCCACAUUCGACCCGAUCAGCCUCGAUGAAUGGGGCGCUACUGUUGCUGCGGCUGCAGGGAAGGGGUAUGAGGAGGAUAUCCGGCAGAUGAUGGAGUGGGUUGGUGUUGCGCCGGAUGAGAGGGUUUGCUAUGGGACUAUGGAUCGGGGGGAGGACCGGGCGUGGGAGGAUUUAGGGGUUCGGGCGAGUACGUUUGAGGAGUGGCUGCGGAGGAGUGGGUGGGGGCGUGAGCUUGGAACCGUUUGA